GUGUUGAUUACCUCCUUAGCAGCGCGUAGAGAGCAACACCUUCUUCCCCCUGCAUUUCGUUUUCCUCAACGAUCCCCCACCACCAUCAUCACAGUCUAGUAGUAGGGUCCCGAGGGAAAGACAUUGUUUUUUAUUAUCAGCGGCACUCCCACUCUCAAGAAUGGACGCUCCUCCUCCCCAGCAACAGCAAGGUCCCAAGAAGCGAGGCCGGAAACCCAAGCCAAAGGAAGAGAACCACCAGCAGCAGCAGCAACCCAGCGCCGGCAAGAUGAAGGAGGGGAAGAGAACGCAACAGCCCAGCAUCGAUGAGAAGUACACUCAGUGGAAAUCGCUGGUUCCCGUUCUCUAUGACUGGCUUGCUAAUCACAAUCUCGUUUGGCCCUCUCUCUCUUGCCGUUGGGGUCCGCAGCUUGAGAAAGCUACCUAUAAGAAUCGCCAACGUCUUUACCUCUCUGAACAGACUGAUGGCAGUGUACCGAAUACUCUUGUCAUAGCAAAUUGUGAAGUUGUCAAACCUAGGGUGGCUGCUGCAGAGCACAUAUCACAGUUCAAUGAAGAAGCGCGCUCACCAUUUGUAAAGAAGUACAAGACCAUCAUACAUCCAGGGGAGGUUAACAGAAUCAGAGAGCUUCCACAGAACUCCAAGAUAGUGGCCACUCAUACAGAUGGCCCUGACGUUCUUAUUUGGGAUGUUGAAGCUCAACCUAACCGUCAUGCUGUUCUUGGGGCAACACAUUCUCGCCCUGAUUUGGUUCUAACUGGCCAUCAAGAUAAUGCUGAGUUUGCUCUUGCAAUGUGUCCAACUGAGCCAUAUGUGCUUUCUGGAGGGAAAGAUAGGUCAGUGGUUUUGUGGAGUAUCCAGGACCACAUAACAACAACAGUUACAGACCCAUCUAAAUCUCCAGGAGUUGGUGGAUCAAUCAUUAAACAGAACAAAGCAGGGGAAGGUAAUGACAAGGCUGCUGAAAGCCCUACUGUUGGUCCUCGAGGUAUCUUCUGUGGGCAUGAGGAUACAGUUGAAGAUGUGGCAUUCUGUCCAUCUAGUGCACAGGAGUUUUGUAGUGUUGGUGAUGAUUCUUGCCUCAUAUUUUGGGAUGCACGGGUUGGCACCAGCCCAGCUGUUAAGGUUGAAAAAGCACAUAAUGCUGAUCUCCACUGUGUUGAUUGGAAUCCCCAUGACAGUAAUCUUGUCCUGACUGGGUCAGCAGAUCAUACUGUCCGCCUGUUUGAUCGACGGAAUCUCACUUCUAAUGGAGUUGGAUCACCCAUCCAUAAAUUUGAGGGUCACAAUGCUGCUGUUCUUUGUGUACAGUGGUCUCCAGACAAAGCAUCUGUAUUUGGAAGUUCUGCAGAGGAUGGUCUCUUAAACAUUUGGGAUUAUGAUAAGGUUGGCAAAGAGCGUGCUGUGAGAAACCCAAGUCCUCCUCCUGGCUUGUUUUUCCAGCAUGCUGGACACAGGGAUAAAGUUGUUGACUUCCAUUGGAAUUCAUCUGAUCCAUGGACAGUUGUGAGUGUUUCUGAUGACUGUGAUACUACUGGUGGAGGAGGCACAUUGCAGAUAUGGCGCAUGAGCGAUCUGAUCUACAGGCCGGAAGAGGAGGUCUUGGCAGAGCUAGAGAAAUUCAAAUCCCAUGUUAUUUCAUGUGCCUCUAAGCCUUAAAGAAACAAGCAUUCUUAGUAAGAACCCAGAACUUAAGAGAUUGUAGCUUUUUUCAGAUAGGCUUUAGGAUGAAGAAGAUUUAUAUAAUAUAAUUUUCCCAUUUUGACUGAUACAAGACUUCAGUAGGAUAAAGAUGUAUGCGUCCUCAUUUGGAAAUGAUGAAAUGUUAGACUAGACUGCUUUUGAUGCUACACGUUUUUCAUGCUAUAGUCGACUGGGGACACCACGUAUGCUCCAGAAGCAGUAUUUUUAUGUGGCCCAACCAGAUGCCUACAUUUUGCCUUAUUUAAUGGUUGUUA
Molecule: messenger RNA, 1959 nt
Organism: Rubroshorea leprosula
Lineage: Eukaryota; Viridiplantae; Streptophyta; Magnoliopsida; Malvales; Dipterocarpaceae
Source: the annotation of a GenBank genome assembly